GCAGUCACCGCCAUCAUGAGCACGACGUUGGCCAAGAUCGCCGAGAUAGAGGCCGAGAUGGCCCGCACGCAGAAGAAUAAGGCCACAGCUCACCAUCUGGGGCUGUUGAAAGCACGUCUGGCCAAACUGCGCAGAGAGCUCAUCACCCCGAAGGGAGGGGGGGGUGGUCCAGGAGAAGGUUUUGAUGUUGCAAAGACUGGCGAUGCCCGAAUUGGUUUUGUGGGCUUCCCAUCCGUGGGGAAAUCCACUUUGCUGAGCAACCUUGCUGGAGUCUACUCGGAGGUCGCUGCCUAUGAGUUCACCACGCUGACCACGGUGCCUGGUGUGAUUCGAUACAAAGGAGCAAAAAUACAGCUUCUGGAUCUUCCAGGGAUUAUUGAGGGUGCCAAAGACGGGAAAGGUCGCGGUCGCCAGGUCAUUGCAGUUGCUCGAACCUGCAACCUUAUUCUGAUAGUCCUGGAUGUCCUGAAGCCCCUGGGACAUAAGAAGAUAAUUGAGAAUGAGCUUGAGGGCUUUGGGAUCCGACUGAACAGCAAACCUCCCAACAUUGGCUUUAAGAAGAAGGACAAAGGAGGCAUCAAUCUCACAGCCACCUGCCCACAGAGUGAGCUGGAUACCGAAACUGUGAAGAGCAUCUUGGCGGAGUAUAAAAUUCACAAUGCUGAUGUUACACUGCGUAGCGAUGUUACUGCAGACGACCUCAUCGAUGUGGUUGAAGGAAACAGAGUUUACAUCCCAUGCAUUUACGUACUGAACAAAAUUGACCAGAUCUCCCUUGAGGAACUAGACAUAAUUUACAAAGUGCCUCACUGUGUUCCAAUCUCUGCUCACCACCGGUGGAACUUUGAUGACCUCUUGGAGAAGAUCUGGGACUACCUAAAACUUGUGCGAAUUUACACAAAGCCCAAAGGGCAGCUACCAGAUUACAGCUCUCCCGUAGUCUUGCCUUACUCUCGGACCACAGUGGAGGAUUUCUGCAUGAAGAUCCACAAAAACCUGAUUAAAGAGUUUAAAUAUGCACUUGUGUGGGGCUCAUCGGUCAAGCAUAACCCACAGAAAGUUGGAAAGGAUCAUACCAUGGAGGAUGAAGAUGUCAUUCAGAUAGUGAAGAAAUAAAAAGCUGUACUGGGCAAUUAGUCAUGA
This is a messenger RNA of Lacerta agilis (Sand lizard), 1143 nucleotides long. RefSeq names its product developmentally regulated GTP binding protein 1 (gene DRG1). Gene Ontology annotation, molecular function: GTPase activity; GTP binding. NCBI's taxonomy places the organism in Eukaryota, Metazoa, Chordata, Lepidosauria, Squamata, Lacertidae. Gene Ontology annotation, cellular component: cytoplasm. The record is from RefSeq and is a predicted model, not a curated record. Gene Ontology annotation, biological process: cytoplasmic translation.